AUUAAUCUUCCGAAUCCCCCACGCCGGAAGGCGACGUCUGCAAAUAACUCCCAAGAUGCAACAUAGCGGAAGUGUGGAACAGCAUGGAUGACGACUCCGGCUUUCGCAUAAACACUGAAUAUGCUGCGAAAUAUAAUACAUGGAGACAAAAGGAAGAGCUUCAAAAAUUAAAAGACAGAUAUGGAGAUGUGGAAAUUGAUGAGGAUACGACUUCCUCAGAGUCAGAAGAUGAUGAUGCAGAGGCUUUGACAGAGGAAGUGGAAAAAGGAUGGUUAAAGGCAUAUGCUGCUGUCAAGACAAGGGAUCCCAAAAUAUACAGCAAGGAAGUCAAGUUUUAUAAUAGUGACGAUGAAAAAUCGCCUGAAGAGGAGACAUCUAGAAUGACAAAAGAAAAGCCAGUAUAUUUAAAGGAUUAUGAAAGAAAAGUUAUUCUUGAAAAGGGAGGUCAGCUCAGUGAUGAAGAGAGUGAUAGUGAAGAGGGGAAUGAAGAGGAGUACAAAGGUCCCAGUUAUUAUGAGGAGCAGGAUGAAAUCAGGCAGAGUAUCAAGGCUGCCAUCAAUGAUUCAGAUGAAGAUUCUGACAGCGAGCUUCUGCACCAUAGAAAGAAAACCAAAGAAGAAAAGGAGCAGGAAGAGGCAGACUAUCUACAGUGGCUCAAAGGUCAAAAAGAAGAACCAGGAGACACUAUUGAUUCAGACCUGUCUUCAUUGAAGAAGUACUGGAACAAGCCUGAUUUAGAUGAAGGAGAAAAAUUCCUUCGAGAUUACAUCCUCAACAAGAAGUACAUUGACAAAGAUGAUGAAGACAGGAUCCCAAUGUACCAUGAGAUUGUGAAUGAGGAUGAAAACGAUUUUGAUGAGGAAGAAAAGGAAUUGGAAAAGCAAGAGGAGUUUGAAAGGAAAUACAAUUUCAGAUUUGAGGAACCUGAUGCUGAACUAAUCAAAAGCUAUCCAAGAACCAUUGAAGCAUCCGUGAGGAGAAAAGAUGAAAAGAGGACAAAGAAAAGAAAAGAACUAAAGGAAAGGAAAGAACAAGAAAAAAAUAGGAAAAAAGAAGAAAUCAAGCAACUAAAAAACUUAAAGAAGCAAGAGAUUUUGAACAAGCUGGAGAAACUGAAGGAGAUCACAGGGAAUCCCAGUGUUGGUUUCAGUAAAAAGGACAUAGAGGCAGAUUUUGACCCAGCAGAAUAUGAUAAGAUGAUGCAGCAAGUUUUUGAUGAAGAUUAUUAUGGAGGGGAAGAAGAAGAGACGAAACCGGAGUUUUUAUUUGAAGAAGAUCUAGGAGUGGAAGAGAGUUACGAUGACUGGAGUGGAUACCAGGAAGAGCCUGAAGGAGAAGAUAGUUACACAGAACCACACUGUGAAGAUGCAGACUUCAUUAUGGAUGCAGAUUAUGACCCAAGUCAAGAUCAAAAGGAGAAAAAGAAGAAAAAGAAAUCCAAAUUUGUUGAAGCAGUUCUUAAAAAGAAACCAGUGUUUGAACCAAGUGACAAGACUUUUGAGGAGUAUUUUGAUGAAUAUUACAAGCUGGAUUAUGAAGACAUUAUAGGAGACACACCUUGCAGGUUCAAAUACAGACAGGUCAUCCCAAACAGUUUUGGUCUUUCCACAGAAGAGGUGCUAACAGCCAGGGAUAAGGAGCUGAACAGAUGGGUGUCACUGAAAAAAGCCUAUCAGUACAGGACAGAAGAGGAAGAGAAAUAUGACGUGAAGGUGUAUACCAAAAAGGGUGAAAAUGUACAGAAGAAAUUAAGCAUUCUGACAAGUUUAACAGAAAAGAAUGAAGAUUCCAAACCAGCAGCAACCCUAUCCAGUAACAAAGGUUUUUCAAAGCCCAAUGAGAAGAAACAAAAAAAGAAGAAAAACAGUUUUAAAGGUCAAGAAGUAUUCCUAGAAAACAAAACUGAACUUGGGGAAAGGCCAAAAAAAUGUCCUAAAGGGGAAGAAGACACUGUUAAGUUGUCACCACAAAACAAUAGUUCAAAAAGAAGUGAGAAACGGGCAAAAAAGAAAUGCAAACAAAAUGUAGAUAAAGAAAUGGACAAAAAUACAACAGUAGCUAAAAUAAGUGCCAACACAGAACCAAAGGUUAAAAGGAAAAUCGAUGAGAAGGUUGACGUUAAAGAAGUAUUACAUCAUAAAAGGCAAAAAAUAGACCCUACGGGUGGUGGCAACUCUGAGGCUGUAGGUGUCACUACUAGCACGGAGUCCGAGUCCAAGCAUAAACGAAAAAGAAAAAGGAAGAAACAGAAUAGUUCUUCUGUUCCUGUUCCAGAACACGGAAAAAAUGAGAAAAAGAAGAAAAGGGGUUCAAACUUUAAGAAAAAUCAAAUGUCAGAGGAAAGAUUAAAAGCUUAUGGAAUAAAUCCAAAGAAAUUCAAGUACAUGAACAUUCAUAAAGCAAAACAACCAAGUUGACAUGCUUCAUUUGAACAGUCUUUGAAAGAAAUGAUUAGCAACAAGACUACCAGUACUUGAAUAGUUAUGCAAAUGCUCAUU
Lingula anatina is the source of this 2498-nucleotide messenger RNA. Its product is annotated as protein KRI1 homolog. Lineage: Eukaryota; Metazoa; Brachiopoda; Lingulata; Lingulida; Lingulidae. Gene Ontology annotation, cellular component: nucleolus; 90S preribosome. Gene Ontology annotation, biological process: endonucleolytic cleavage in ITS1 to separate SSU-rRNA from 5.8S rRNA and LSU-rRNA from tricistronic rRNA transcript (SSU-rRNA, 5.8S rRNA, LSU-rRNA). The record is from RefSeq and is a predicted model, not a curated record.